Molecule: messenger RNA, 1151 nt
Organism: Merops nubicus (carmine bee-eater)
Lineage: Eukaryota; Metazoa; Chordata; Aves; Coraciiformes; Meropidae
Product: paladin-like
Exons: 8
Source: RefSeq, a predicted model, not a curated record
GUAGCAGACGAACGCUUCUGCCCGGACGUGCUGAGCACCGCCAAGGAGAUGAACGUGGCCAACUUUCGACGGGUGCCCAAGAUGCCCAUCUACGGGACGGCACAGCCCAGCUCCAAGACCCUGGGGAGUGUCCUGCGGUACUUGACGGACGCCAAGAGGAAGCAUGCCCACAUCACGUGGAUCAACCUCCGAGAAGAAGUGGUCCUAGAGGGGAACGAGCAGAUCUAUACGCUGCGGGAGCCUGGGCACCUGGAGGAGCUGAUCCCUGUGCCCACUGCCUCACCCCAGCAGCUGGAGAAACUAGAGACUACCCUGAAGGGUGACCUGCUCAAGUGCCAGAAGUGGUUGGAGGUGUACUUGGAGACAGAGAAGCAGAUGAAGAUGUUCAAAAGCUGCCUGACCACACAGGAGAUAUUCAGCCAGCAGAAGAAUUCCUGUCAGGGGCUGACCUACCGCCGCAUUCCCAUCCCUGACUUCUGUGCUCCCAAGGAGCAGGACUUGGACCGGCUGCUGGAGGCGAUGAAGAGCGCCCUGGCCGAAGACUCGCGGGCAGCCUUCGUCUUCAACUGCUCCAGCGGCCGGGGCAGGACCACCACGGCCAUGGUCAUCGCUGUCCUCACCCUCUGGCACUUCAACGGCAUCCCUGAGAUGAGCGAGGAGGAAAUAGUGAGUGUGCCUGAUGCCAAGUACACCAAAGGGGAGUUCGAGGUGGUUAUGAAGGUGGUCCAGCUCCUGCCCGAUGGUCACCGGAUGAAGAAGGAGGUGGACAUGGCCCUGGACACUGUCAGUGAGACCAUGACACCCAUGCACUACCAUCUCCGAGAAAUUAUCAUCUGCACCUACCGGCAGGGGAAGUCAGGCAAGGAUGAGAAGGAGAGGCAGAUGCUGCAGCUGAGGAGCCUGCAGUACUUGGAACGCUACAUCUACCUGAUCCUCUUCAACGCCUACCUACAUCUGGAGAAGAAGGACUCCUGGCAGCGGCCCUUCAGCCUCUGGAUGCGUGAGGUGGCCGCGGUGGCUGGCAUCUACGAGGUCCUCAACCAGUUGGGCUUCCCAGAGCUGGAGAGCCUGGAGGGCAAGGUCCUGAGCACGCUGCGGGGCCGCUGGCAGGCGCAGGCGGGCACCUCCCGCCCUUUCCGUGGGGAUUUCGG